AUGGCCUCUAUUCGCGUUCUUUCCUUCGAUGCUGAGGGCCGUCCCGUGCAGUUCACUUCCUGGCUCGAUGACCUGCAGUUGUAUCUUAUGAGCAAUAGCACGGACCACAUCUCCCUCUAUGACUACGCGUCUGGUGCUGCCGCUGCUCCUGCUGCCACAGCCGAGCUUAGUGUACGUUCACAGUGGCAGACUCGUGACGCUGCAGCUCGCCUGGCUAUUCGCAGUCACCUGCCGUUAGCUGAGCUAGAGCACUUUGGCGACUGCAAAACCGCUAAGGCCCUAUAUGACGCUGUCGUUGCUCGCUACUCCUCACCUGCCACAGCCGAGCUUAGCCGUCUCAUGCUGCCUUACCUGUUCCCUGACCUGUCCACCUUUGCUACAGUCGCCGAUCUUAUCACCCACCUUCGCACUAGUGAUGCUCGCCUGCGUGCCGCCCUUCCCACCGAGUUCUGCGCUAAGAACCCCCCUCCCCUGUACUGGACACUCCACUUCAUAGUCACCCGUCUCCCUGACACCCUCAGCUCAGUGCGCGACUAUUUCCUUGCUCGCUGUCCCACUGAGCUCACUGUCGCCCUCCUAGAGGAGAAGCUGCUAGCAGCCGAGAAGAGCAUUGUGGCUGUUGGUGCUGCUCGCGGCGCUCCUCGCACCCCCAUCUUUGAGGGGUGCUCUCCCUCUCCCCUCGCUCCCUCCUAUGCUACUGCUGCUGCUGUUGACUUCCUUGGUGCUGAGUCUGCUGGCGCUGCUUCUGCUCCUGGUGGGAGGCGCCGCACCGGCAAGGGCAAGGGGGGCAAGGGUGGCGGGGGUGGCGCUGGGGGGGGAGGGGGUGGGGGAGGUGGGGGGGGAGGCGGUGCUGGAGGGAGCGGUGGCGGGAGUGCCGGUGGGAGUGGGGCCGGCGGCGGAGGCGGGGGCGGCGGCGGGAGCAGUGGCGGUGGUGGCAGCGGCGGCGGUGGCGGCGGUGGCGGUAGUGGCGGUGGCGGUGGCGGUGGUGGCGGUCGGAGCGGAGGUAGUGGCGGCGGUGGAGGUCGGAGUGGAGGCACCGGCUCGGGCCAGAGCUCCCAGCAGCAGCAGCGUCCCCAGUCGACCCAGCAGCUUCGUGAGUGGCUUGCUCAGCGUGGGACGUCGGGGGGCAGUGGCCGCUGUUCCUAUGUCAUUCGCACAGGUGAUCGCAAGGGGCAGACGUGUGGAAAGUUCCACACUCAGUACCGCUGCUUCUUCCGCCUUGACGACGCUUGGCGUGAGGAGAUGGGCGAGGAUGUUGAGCGCCCUCGCUGGGCUGAGCUGAUGAGGGCUGGUGUUGAUAUCUUUGCUCUUGACUAUGAUGCUAUUAUUGCUGCCAUGUAUGCAUUGACUGUUAGUGCCGAGGGAGACUGUUACUUGUGUGUGCCGCCUGACCCAGGUAUAGAGCCCGCUGCCCUAGGUGCUAGUGAGUCUGCUCUCUCUGGUAUGGUGCCCCCUGUACCUGCUCCCUCCAGUGCUGUCCCGGCUGUUUGCGAGUCUGCUCUCUCAGGUACAGCACCCACAGAGACUGCUCUCUCAGGUACCGCACCGGCUGAGGCCUGUCACACCUUCACCCUUGACUCAGUCCUUGCACAGUCCACCACUGUGCUCCCUUGUCCGGCGGUUCCGUCUGGCUCGUUGACAGGUUUCCACCUCCCCUCGUUCUCGACGAACCUGGUGAGCAACGCUGUCCUCCAGGAUCAGUGGGUUGACACCUUUACCCCUGGAGGACAGCGUGUGGCGAUCUGCACGUGCUCCAGGACCGGCCGUCACCUGGCUACGUUUACCCGUCGGCCGGGGUCGAGUCUCUACACACUGUCCACUGCGUCUCCUCAGGUCGCUGCUGUCGGUCAGGUGUCUGCGUCAGGUCUGGUAGCCCACGCCUGGCGGCAGCGCGCCGCUCCUCACUCCUCCUCGUUCCCCCCGACAGAGGCUCCUCUGCAGACCCUCCACCUGGACGUGUGGGGCCCAGCCCGCGUUCGUGGUCAGGGCGGUGAGCGGUAUUUUUUGCUGGUUGUCGACGACUACUCGCGUUACACCACGGUCUUCCCCUUGCGCACCAAGGGUGAGGUCCCUGCUGUUCUGAUCCCUUGGAUCCGCACAGUUCGUCUCCAGCUCCGCCGCCGUUUCCGGACGGAUCUUCCUGUCCUGCGUCUGCACUCUGACAGAGGUGGUGAGUUCUCCUCCGAUCUCUUGAGGACCUUCUGUCAGGCGGAGGGCAUUGAGCAGACCUUCACGCUUCCGGACUCCCCACAGCAGAAUGGGGUUGCUGAGCGCCGCAUUGGCCUGGUCAUGGAGGUCGCUCGUACCUCCUUGGUCCACGCGGCGGCUCCCCAUUUUCUGUGGCCGUUUGCUGUCCGGUACGCCGCGCAUCAGCUCAACCUCUGGCCCCGUGUCUCCUUGCCGGAGACCUCGCCCACACUGCGUUGGACGGGGGAGGUUGGCGAUGCGUCGCGCUUCCGGGUGUGGGGUGCUCGUGCCCUUGUCCGCGAUACGUCCGCGGACAAGCUCUCCUCCCGCACGCUUCCCUGUGUCUUCCUUGGCUUUGUCCCUGACGCGCCUGGCUGGCAGUUUUACCACCCCACCUCGCGCCGGGUCUUCGCCUCUCAGGAUGUCACCUUUGACGAGUCGACCCCCUUCCCCCUCAGGGUCCUGCUCCUUCAGGUGUCUCUCAGGUAG
Messenger RNA from Closterium sp. Yama58-4, 2676 nucleotides. The record is from the annotation of a GenBank genome assembly. NCBI's taxonomy places the organism in Eukaryota, Viridiplantae, Streptophyta, Zygnematophyceae, Desmidiales, Closteriaceae.